AUGGCUUUAGCAGUACUCGGGAAGACUUUUAUAAUUGCCGUGUUUACAAUUUUGGGGAGCUGGACAUCUCAAGCCACGUCCCGAGCAUUGCAAGAAGCGUCCAUGGCUGAGAAAUACUCGCAAUGGCUGGCUCAAUAUAAUCGCAAUUAUUUAGACGAUACAGAGAAGGAAAGCCGCUUCGAGAUAUUCAAACAAAAUGCAGAAUUUAUAGAGAAAACCAACAGUGAAGGGAAUCGCACGUACAAGUUAAGUCUCAACGAAUUUGCAGACUUAUCAGCUGAAGAAUUCAUUGCCUCUCGUAGUGGAUUCAAGAUGACCAAUCUAUCAAGGUCCACCGGAACCACAUCGUUUACGCAUGAAAGCCUCACUGAUGUUAUUCCAACGACUGUGGAUUGGAGAGACCAGGGAGCUGUCACUGCGGUUAAGAACCAAGGACAAUGCGGAUGUUGUUGGGCAUUUUCAGCCGUGGCAGCGGUAGAGGGGAUCACCCAGAUCCAAACUGGCAAUUUGAUCUCCCUGUCUGAGCAGCAACUGUUGGACUGUUCAACAGUUUACAAUCAAGGCUGCGAUGGCGGCCUCAUGAAUUAUGCCUUUGACUAUAUAAUAAAAAACAAUGGAAUCACCCUUGAAACAAAUUACCCAUACGUGGCUACGCAAGGAAUUUGUGACGCCGAGAAAACAUCUCAAAGUGCUGCUGUGAUUACUGGUUUUACUGAUAUACCUGGCAUCAAUGAGAAGGAAUUAUUGCAGCACGUGGCCCGCCAACCAAUUUCAAUUGGCAUUGAUGGUGGCGACAGAGCCUUUAAUUUCUAUUCUAGCGGAGUAUUCAAUGGAGAGUGUGGGACGGUCAUAAACCAUGCUGUUACUGCAGUUGGGUUUGGAACCACCCCUGAUGGCAUCGAUUAUUGGUUAGUGAAGAACUCAUGGGGCGAGAACUGGGGUGAGAGUGGGUACAUGAGGAUACAGAGAGACCUCGGGCUUUGUGGGUUUGCCACACUAGCUUCCUAUCCAACUGCUUAG
Molecule: messenger RNA, 1020 nt
Organism: Corylus avellana
Lineage: Eukaryota; Viridiplantae; Streptophyta; Magnoliopsida; Fagales; Betulaceae
Product: senescence-specific cysteine protease SAG39-like
Biological process (GO): proteolysis
Molecular function (GO): cysteine-type peptidase activity
Source: RefSeq, a predicted model, not a curated record